This is a messenger RNA of Ornithodoros turicata, 4235 nucleotides long. Its product is annotated as acyl-CoA:lysophosphatidylglycerol acyltransferase 1-like. Bases 240 to 1412 code for a protein of 390 amino acids. NCBI's taxonomy places the organism in Eukaryota, Metazoa, Arthropoda, Arachnida, Ixodida, Argasidae. The transcript is spliced from 6 exons. Gene Ontology annotation, cellular component: endomembrane system; endoplasmic reticulum. Gene Ontology annotation, biological process: phosphatidylinositol acyl-chain remodeling. The record is from RefSeq and is a predicted model, not a curated record. Gene Ontology annotation, molecular function: acyltransferase activity.
ACGGACAGCCUCUUCCAAGGCCGGCCCCUCUUAAGAGUAGCCCGACCACUUUUACCCCCUCUCUCGUAAGGCCCACCUCCUCUCCACACGUUUCUCAUUCCCUUCCUACCAAACCGUCCUGAAACCGAUUUCUCUCGGGCAAUGUGAAUGUGUCCGUCGAGCGGUACAUAGCUGGUGGGUUUCUGUGCUAGCGGCUCGUUCGGCUGCUCGGCUUGUUAUGUGCGUGUGAAGUGUUACCGAUGGAUACGUCGUUGACCAAGAUGAUACCGCACGUGGUGAACAGGAUGUACCUCAAGCGGGAGAUGGAGCUGCGGCGGCUGCUCCACCAGGUGCGGUGCUGGCUGCGGGUGAUGUUUGUGUUGGCCAACAACCUCUACUGCAUUCCCACCUAUCUGACGUGGAUGUGGAUCAUCUUUUACCCCCUCCGUCUUCUCAUUCCUCCUCUCUACUGGGCCAUUGAAAGGCAGCUCUUCAAGCUCCUCCUACUCAUGGUGUCUUUCUGGAGCUGGAGCGCAGAGUACUAUGUGGAAGAAGUUGGUGAGGACGUUAGCGACUGUUUCAACGAGCGCUCGGUGGUGCUGGUGAACCACCAGAGCACGGCUGACGUGCCCUUGCUCAUGGCGUCGUUUCAAGUGAAGAAGUCCGUCACGGAACACCUCAUGUGGAUCAUGGACCGACUUUUCAAGUUCACCAACUUCGGAGCUGUUUCUUACACACAUGGUGACUUCUUCAUCACGCAGGGCAAGGAUGUGCGUAGCAACCAGCUUCAGAAGCUGAGGGACCACAUAUUCGACGUGUAUAUCCGCAGAGGCCUCAAGUGGAUUGUGCUGUUCCCAGAAGGGGGAUUCCUACGAAAGCGAAUUGCUACUAGUCAAAGGUACGCCAAGGCCAAUAACUACCCAAUCCUCGAACAUGUGACACUGCCACGCACAGGAGCUCUCAAGGUCGUGCUCGACACUCUCUCCAGGGAGAACCUUGCCAAGGUGACAAAAGGCAAGGAAGAACCGUUGAAGUGGAUCGUCGACGUCACCAUUGGCUACCCCGACUACGGCAAACCCCUGGACCUGCUCAUAAUCUCCGGCGGCUUCCGUAAACCCUGCACCGUCCACAUGCACUACCGGCGCUUCCCCGUCUCCGACGUUCCCUUCGACAGCCAGGAGAGGCUGACAAAGUGGCUCUACGACCGGUGGGUCGAGAAGGAAGAGCUCCUCGACGAGCUCUACCGCACGGGACGUUUUCCCGGACGCUUGCACACGCGCGAGGGCACCCCAUCUUACGCGCCCCUCCGCGUCCAGCCCUUCAGGGUCGACUUCAACAUUGCGUGGAUCGUGCUCAUCCACGCCUUCUUCAUCAUGUCGACGCUGUUCCACGUCGCAUUGUUCCGCUGGAUCGGUUCGUUAGUGCUGUGGUGAUGAUGCGCCCCGUGUUUUCACACGUACUGGACCCGUGGGAUGGGGUGGGGGCUUGUGUUGUCCCUGACCCCCCCCCCCCCUUUUUCCGAGCGAAGUGUGUGUUGCUGGUUCAGAAAAACGUUUGUUUGAUUGCGUCACAUUUGAAAGUGUGAGAGGAUGUUUGCUGCAGUCUUUUUUUAGCUUGCGAUUUUUUGUGUGACUCGACCCUUAAGUUUUAGUUCCGCCCUCGUAGCUCGAGAGUUUGUUCUGCACUUUGGCGAGCCUUUAAAUUCAUCGACUGCCGAAACAUCGCUAGGAGCAAAGACUUCCGCGCCCCAAGCACAGUUCGGGGCGGAGUCUCCGCCGCCCGUUGAUUCGGGAGUUGGCGGACGCGGAGGAUUGCUCGCUCGUCACCUUUACGGUCUGUUUCGAUCGACGGUGAUCUCGGCAGCGCCAUGGGACACGUUCUAAGCAGCAGCAGGCAGCAGUCGAAGUUUAUUUUUUGCGGUAUCGGCGAACAUAUUUUAGCUUUUCUGUCGCCGAAUUUCUUUGGCAACACGUCGCAGCACUGGGCAUAUUGCGGAGCAUCUUCCUUCUGUCAUGGGAUAGACAUCAUCCAGCUGAAAUCUCGGUGCUUCGUGCUGACCUUUCCUCUUCCUCCUCCGCUUAUUCCUCUUCACAAAUGUUUUUUCAGGUGUGUAGUACAUUGUUAUUUUAUUGCUUCGAUGUCUGGAGUUUCGAAAAAUUGAUGGCAUUUUUCCCUCUUGCAUUUCUUCUUCUUUUUUUUUUUUUUUUUUUUUUUUUUGUAUGCGUAACAGUAUAGCGCGCAUUGUUGCACUGAGCAUCGAAGCUUCGAACGCAUGCACAUCAAAAAAGAAAAUCGCUGGACUGCAUUCGACAUAAGGGUAAAAAACGAACCUACUUCUGCUGCCACUGCUCGGAACGUUCUCCCGCUUCUGCUUCGAGACAUUUUUAUUUGCCGCUUUUCGUUCUAGAAUUGCCUUUGUAAAUACGCACCCGCGAGAAAAUAUACCUUGCUUGUGAGAGGGACUCGAGGGCUCCUUCAUCGCUGUACAAACUUGGAACGUUGUGUUCACUGCCUGUAGGGUUGGCAGCCCCACGAUGCCAGCUAACGGCUGCGUAGAUGUUAGGACUGGCUGCUUUUCAUCUAAACUGACACACGCAGUGCAGCACUGACUCUAACAGACACAACAGUGCCGGUGGAACGGUAGAGAGACACGAGGCUGUCUUACAGACUUUUGGGAGAAACGUCCCGUGGUACACCGCGGGUUUGUGACGGCGAAUAACAACGCUUCUCUGCCACGGUCUUCCCGUCGUGGCUGACGGAUGUCCACGGGACGAAAAUCGGACGUAUUUUGGACGUGCUCGUCGCGAGGGGGGUUCGGAUCUUGCGGGGACUGUUUCGAAGACAUUUUUCGAAGACUAAGUUUCGAAGACAUUCAAAUUUGCGGUGGACUUUCGAAGGCUUUUAAUUUUCACAAUUUUAUCGCGACAGCUUCGAUGGCCGAGCUGUUAGGCACGGCGACUCUUAUACUAUGAUUUCACCCACGACAGGAAAUGCAGGUCUUGUGAUGUUCAGCCAGCCCAAAAAUCCUUUGGAAUUGUGCCGCACGUACACUUCGUUCAUGUGGUCAGUCUUCGUACGCAAUUUUGGCGCACUCACCGUGUUUCUUUGUAGUACAGACCCAUAGGUUCUAAUCAACGAAACGAACUACCCACCGUCACUACGUCAACAUUGUGAUCAUAGUUUUUGUUUUAUUCUAUGUAACCGCAUCAAGCAUGAAAAAGGUAGCUUACGAUGAAACGUUGUUUCUUCGGAGUAGAAACAAGACGAGUCUGAGCUACUUGGGAUUUGGGGACUGACAUAGUUCAAAUUAUUGAAGUUCCACUGCAAUUACAGAAGUUGUUAGUUUGCUAGCUCAGUUCAGUGACAAAGACAGACAAUAGCCCAUGCACAAAUAGUAUUGUAUUAAAUAGUAUUAGCUUACUCUAGGGUUGAAGAGGGCCUAUUAAAGUAUGUUGGCAAGAAAAAAGAAAAGAAAAAAAAGCUACUCGAGUACUGUUUACAGCUAACAGAGGAAGACAGACUAGAGGAAAAUAUCGCAAUCUUGUGUCACGGAUGCAAGUAUGAUGCAAGUGGGUGACCUUAGAGGCUGGCCGUUACGUUUCUAUAAAAGUAACUUUUGCAAACGUGCAUAUGUAGUAGUGUCUCGAAGAAACACACUGUAGAUAGCAGCGCUUAUAAAUUCAACGGUUCAUAGAUUUGACAGGCUGAGUGAAACCACGCAGCGGCUUUUUUUUUCUUUUUUUUUUACGUUUAAGACACGCACAUGCCCAAGAAAGAUGUAGAACACCACAUUAAGAAUAUGUAACAUACAGUUUAUAUGUGUGGUAGUUUGUAGCAGAACAAAGGGUUCACAUUACAAGAGGCAAAAGAACGUUGUAGAUAUGCUUUUGAACUUUCCAAAGAUGAUGUGAUUGCUGCAGAGAGAGUUACGUCUUCGCGUAGGAAUAUUACAAAUAAAUAGUCCGUAUUAUAGAUAUUGUAGCACACACAAUCAUUCGUCUUCGUUGCAGGCAUUUUUGUGUGCGUAGCACAACCCUUGUGUUCUUUCUCCCCUUUUUUUUUAACCUAUUUAUUUGCAAAUUAUUCUGAGCAGGCUGCAUUUGUUGUAGGUAGGCACAACGUCACGUAUUAAGUGGGCAACCAACUUGUAAAUAUUGUACACAGUUCUCAGUAGGACACAUAUUUGUGAUUAUGAAUUGAAGGGCUGUAAUUUGCGUAGACUCUUUUCUAAUAAAUACAUCAUACCUCACGAGAAA